AAGGCGAUGUUACAUCGGAGCGCCUCUCAGCUGUUGUUCUUCAUAGCGAUCUGCGGCGUCUUUUACACGCGGACUCUCAGUUUGCCGCUCGCCACUACACGAGCCACUCGACACGCAGACGGUCUGUUUACCAGCGGCUACAGCAAACUGCUGGGCCAGAUGUCAGCCAGACGCUACCUGGAGUCCCUGAUUGGAAAACGUGUCAGUGAUGAGCUGGUGGAAGGACAAAUGCCAGUGAAGCGUCACUCUGAUGCGAUAUUCACAGAUAAUUACAGUCGCUUCCGCAAGCAAAUGGCUGUAAAAAAGUACCUGAACUCUGUCUUAACAGGAAAGCGGAGCCUAGAAGACCCUGCCAGUGAGCAGGAAGAUUCCACUGGAGGAGAAACCUCCUACCGGGAGAGCUAUGAUGACAUAACUAUAGAUGAGCUUCUAAAUCAUAUACCAAUGAAGUCUGAAACUGGUAGAGAGGGUGGAGGAAACCAACCGUGGUUCAACGGCCUUGACAGCGGGGACAGCAAAGUGCUGUGGAGUGCUCAGAGCAAGAUGAACACCAAGGACAUCUUGAUCAUCCACUGCGCCUGGCUCCAUCUCCAGUUGUUUUGGCUGUGCCUUGCCACUGGGCCCAGAUGGAACAUGGGAAUAGAGAGUGAGGCCAACGAUGUGCAACUCCCCCUCACUUUAAUCAAAGUCCAGCGCAAGUCAAGACAUCAUCGUCACCAUCAUCUCAUCUUCAUCAUCACCUGCUAA
Neoarius graeffei (lesser salmon catfish) is the source of this 747-nucleotide messenger RNA. It is a transcript of the gene vip, whose product is annotated as vasoactive intestinal peptide. The transcript is spliced from 5 exons. The record is from RefSeq and is a predicted model, not a curated record. Gene Ontology annotation, cellular component: perikaryon; neuron projection; extracellular region. Bases 7 to 747 code for a protein of 246 amino acids. Gene Ontology annotation, molecular function: peptide hormone receptor binding; neuropeptide hormone activity. Lineage: Eukaryota; Metazoa; Chordata; Actinopteri; Siluriformes; Ariidae. Gene Ontology annotation, biological process: epinephrine secretion; learning or memory; negative regulation of smooth muscle cell proliferation.